Messenger RNA from Tachysurus vachellii, 549 nucleotides. Its product is annotated as zinc finger BED domain-containing protein 4-like. Lineage: Eukaryota; Metazoa; Chordata; Actinopteri; Siluriformes; Bagridae. The transcript is spliced from 2 exons. The record is from RefSeq and is a predicted model, not a curated record. The coding region runs from base 1 to 549 and encodes 182 amino acids. Gene Ontology annotation, molecular function: protein dimerization activity.
AUGGCAGAUGGAGAGAGUGAUGGGCCAUUAUUGCCAUUCUCUGACCCUCUAUACCUAAAAGCUGCUCUGCUGGAUCCUUCAUUUGCCUCAAUGUGGAUAAACCAUGAUGUCUUGGUCCCUGAAAAUACCAAGGAGGUUGUGUUUGCCAUGAUUAAAGACUUGAUUAUCAAGGAAGCAUGCAUAGCUACCACAGUCUCUUCCCACAGCCAUGAGCAGGAGGAUCCAAUAACAGUGCCAAAACAUCAGACUGUACUGUUCACAGCUUACCGCAAGCAGCAGAAGAGAGAUUCAAGUUCCAGUCCCCUUAUUCAGUUUAACCACUAUUUGGACAUUUGUGAUGGACAGGACUCCCUGCAGUUUUGGGCUGUGAACAGACACACCCUCCCGUCAUUGUUCAAGGUAGCGGAAAGAGUUAUGGCCAUCCCUGCAUCAAGUGCACCUGUUGAGCGGGUAUUCAGCCAUGGUGGGGUGAUAAUGCAACCACAUCGCUCACAAUUGAGUGACAAAGUUUUAUCCAAUUUAAUUUUUUGCAAGUGCAAUGCAUUGUAA